Molecule: messenger RNA, 1924 nt
Organism: Magallana angulata
Lineage: Eukaryota; Metazoa; Mollusca; Bivalvia; Ostreida; Ostreidae
Product: sodium-dependent phosphate transport protein 2B-like
Exons: 8
Coding region: 98-1780 (560 amino acids)
Biological process (GO): sodium-dependent phosphate transport
Cellular component (GO): membrane
Molecular function (GO): sodium:phosphate symporter activity
Source: RefSeq, a predicted model, not a curated record
UACUUACACAAUAUGCCAAUCGUUCUUCUUUUGGCUAUUCCAUCUUAUUGAGAGGAAAACACGCGUACAUGUAGAAGGUAAUAUAUGUACGUAUAAUAUGGAAUUGGAAAAUACAAACUCAAAGAGGUUAAGUGAACACACAAAAUCAAUUUCUUCGGAACAAAAUGAUCCUUGGGCAGUGUCAUUAGACCUCAAAGAAACAACUACAUGGAAAGAAUUGUCGACCACAAAGCGAACUAAACUUCUGGUUUCAAUAUUUGUGAAGACUGUCGUUUUGCUAGUGUUCGUUUAUUUCUUCAUUUGUGCUCUUGGAUUUUUAACAGAUGCAUUCCAACUUCUUGGAGGUGAGGCAAAUGCGAAAAUAUUCAAGGAGAACGAAGUUUUGUCCAAUCCUGUUGCCGGCUUAAUGAUUGGAAUUCUCGCUACAGCAUUGAUACAGAGUUCCUCAACUACAAUAUCUAUAGUCAUUGCUCUUGCAGGAUCAAAAACUAUUCCGGUACGGGAUACGAUCCCUAUGAUAAUGGGGUCAAACAUUGGGACCACGGUCACAAAUACCAUAGUCUCAUUGGCUCAGGCAGGGUCUCGCGAGGAGUUCCGGAAAGCUUUUGGAGGUGCUACAAUUCAUGAUGUGUUUAACUGGAUGUGCGUCAUUGUUUUACUUCCUAUCGAGGUCAUCUCCGGCUAUCUGUUUCACUUAACAAAAGCUAUAGUUGAUUCCCUUGACAUUUCCGGUUCUUCAAAGACGAAGAGAGAUUUGUUGAAGACUAUUACUAAACCAUUUAUACGUUUGUUUGUCCAGAUCGACAAAACUGCGUUAAAAUGUAAGGCAAUACAUGUUAACGGCACAUCACGGACAGUCCUCAAGAGAUGGUGUGGUAAAGUAUGGACUUCGUCUAAUGCAGACCCCUGCUUUCCUAAAAAUGUAACCGGAGACAGGCGUUGCAAGAACCUGUUUGCCCUCUCCGACCUUAAUGACGAGGAAGCCGGGCUUAUUCUGACUAUUGCUGCCUUACUGCUCAUAGUCCUAUGUCUGUUUGUGGUUGUCAAGCUGCUGAACUCCCUCUUCAAAGGAACGAUGGCCUCAAUUGUCAAACGCUUUAUUAACGCUGAUUUCCCGGGAAAAUUCGGAUGGCUUACCGGAUAUGUUGCAAUUCUUAUAGGAGCAGGUAUGACGAUGAUCAUACAGAGUAGCUCGGUGUUCACCUCCACAUUGACGCCUUUAGUCGGGGUUGGCAUCGUGUCGAUGGAGAGAAUGUUCCCCCUGACGAUCGGCGCUAACAUUGGCACCACCGUUACCGGAAUCCUGGCGGCGUUAGCAGUGUCAGAGUCGCAAGUACACCUAACCUUACAAGUCGCACUUUGUCACUUAUUUUUCAACCUUUCCGGAACCGUCCUGUUCUAUCCCAUUCCAUUUCUUCGCAAGAUUCCAAUUUAUUUGGCUAAGAGCCUCGGUAAUUCCACAGCUCAGUAUCGGUGGUUUGCGAUUGUAUAUCUGGUCGGAAUGUUCUUUUUGCUUCCAGCAGCUUUUUUUGCGUUGUCACAAGCGGGUCCGGUAGUCUUUAAGGCUGUCGGGAUACCUUUCCUGACUGUGCUAGUGAUUGUUAUUCUCGUUAAUUUAUUACAAGUUAAAGCACCCCAAUGUCUUCCAAAACAGUUGAGAACUUGGAACUUUCUGCCAUCGUGGUUACACUCGCUAGAGCCAUAUGAUAGAGUGAUCAGCAAAAUAAUGUGUAUGAAAUGUUGCAGGAACCAGGGGCAUAAAGACGACUUUAAAAUCUGAAUCUAUUGUCAAUAUCAAAAUAACCUAGGACGUAUAGAAACUUAAAAAAGUUUUUAAGUUAACUAUUAUAGAAUGUUUUGUAUUAUCAAAGAUGAAAGUUAAAAUAAGGGAGUGCCAGUAUACCCAAUAAAUAAAAUAAGAAGA